Messenger RNA from Salvia miltiorrhiza (redroot sage), 909 nucleotides. RefSeq lists its product as uncharacterized. The transcript has 3 exons. The record is from RefSeq and is a predicted model, not a curated record. NCBI's taxonomy places the organism in Eukaryota, Viridiplantae, Streptophyta, Magnoliopsida, Lamiales, Lamiaceae. The coding region runs from base 1 to 909 and encodes 302 amino acids.
AUGGGGUGGCGGCUUCUGGAGGAUCAGGAUGCUCUUGUUUGUAGGAUUCUCAAGGCGAAGUACUUCCCAAAUGGCGAUUUUCUUACUGCUCGGAAAGAUGAUUGCUUCCGAGUUUCUGCUAUGUGUCCUCCGGGAUUUGAUGGAACCUGCGUCUGUGACCUUAUGAAUCCGACUACGGGCAGUUGGGAUACGGAGCUGCUGCAUGACCUUUUGGGCGACGCUGAUGCCCAAUCUGCUCUUGGCAUUCCCCUUAAGUCCAACCUGGGCCCGGACAAGUUGGUGUGGCACUUUGAGGAGAAAGGAAGGUAUACUGUGAAAACGGCUUAUAAGUUGGCGAGCUCACUCACCCUUGAUGCUAUGUAUAGUGUUGACGGUCUUUGGAACAAGCUGUGGAAAGUCAAAGUCCCUCCCAAGGUACGGAACUUUCUUUGGCGAGCUGCUCGUAACAAUCUCCCCUCUAAGGAGCAAUUGUUAUCUCGUGGAGUCGUGGUUGGUGGAGAAUGUGAAACUUGCAAGACUAGCAUUGAGAACCUGUGGCACAAGUUUUCUUUUGCCCGUUUGCGGAGGCUUGCUGGAGCGCAGAUUAUUGGGGGUAGCAAUGAGGAGUUGAAAGCAAGGGUUUGCAUGGUAAUGUGGCAAAUAUGGAAGGAUCGAAAUGGUGUCAUUUGGAAGGGUGUCCUCCCUUCCCCAGGUCGCUCUACCUCUCUGGCGGCUGAAUGUCGGGUGGAGUGGCUGUUAGCACGGAGGAAACGAACUGCACAGAAUCCCCAGGCGCCCCCUGCUACCAGUAUUGGAAUUGUGAUUCGUGACCAUGAAGGGCAGUUCAUGACUGGUAAAUCCCUUCGUUUUCUGGGACUUCAUAGGGUGGAAGAAGGCGAGCUUAUGGGAAUUAAAGAGGCGCUGUCGUGA